Messenger RNA from Microbotryum saponariae, 470 nucleotides. The record is from the annotation of a GenBank genome assembly. NCBI's taxonomy places the organism in Eukaryota, Fungi, Basidiomycota, Microbotryomycetes, Microbotryales, Microbotryaceae.
AUGACGAAAUCAACGCUCAACACCUGCUAUGCCAUGGAUGAUCGACACGCAAAGGUCUACUUGUUCUCGCUCGUGGUCAAGCAGUGGCGCGCCGGCAAAGGUGUUCCAGUCGCGUGGAUGUUGACGCCUCAUGAAACUCAGUCAGUAUUAUUGAGCACCCAAUAAGAAGCGAUCUGCUACCGAUGUAUGUUCGUGUGCUCAUGUGAAUCCCUACCCUGUGCCAUUGCAGAUAUCCCAUCAUGAAUUGGCUCCGACGGGUUCGAAGCUCGGUUCCGUCGUUCGUGCCGGAGACGUUUGUCUUGGACUGCUCCGACACCGAAGCUACGGUCGCUCGACUGGCAUUUGCAGAUGCAUGCAGAGGUGAGUAUGAUCACUAUGGGGAGAGGCGGACGAGCAGGGUAUUUGAGUACAAUGUUGUAAUGCAGUACAUUUGGCCAUCCUACUUAUCCCGAACCGAACCGGCCCAGUAG